Messenger RNA from Paramecium octaurelia, 10436 nucleotides. The record is from the annotation of a GenBank genome assembly. NCBI's taxonomy places the organism in Eukaryota, Ciliophora, Oligohymenophorea, Peniculida, Parameciidae.
AUGUUAUUGUUUAAAAUACUGUUUCUGAUUUUGAUGUGAGAUUUUUGCAAUAUAUUUAGCUUUGAAGUCAAUACCUAGGAUUGUGUAACUAAAUUUGAAGUAUUAGAAGUUGAUGCUGAUUAAACAUAAAAUGAUCUUGAUACAACUAAUUAUUAAACUUUAGAGGCUUAUUCUAAUUCAUUCUGGAUCAAGUAUACUAAUCUUGAUCCAAAAUAUAAAAUUAAUGAACCUAAAGAUAGUUAAAGUUGGUGCAGCGGAUAUUCAUAUAUUAUUUGGUAGUAAGUCAUAGAUGGAGGUUUUUAAAAGACAUCUUUGUUAGUGCUAAACAUUUGGAAAGACGUUUGCGAAUUCAUCUUUUUUUAUGGUGAAAUUGAUGCUGAUGAACCUUUAAUUUUAACAAUCUAGUAGGAUCCAUAAAGGCUUGAUGGUCAGUGGAUUUAUUUUAUGAUAUCAUAUUUUCCUAAUGAAAAAAAUGUAGUUGUUUAGAAAGAUUCUGAUAUUGCGAUUUUAGAUGUUCAAACCAUAUAUUCAGGAUAUGUUGAAACUACAUUAGGGUGGGAUGGGGGUUUUGUAUUUUAAUUAUUUAUUCUUAGGUCGUAAUUGGGAAUUAAUUUAAAUGGGUCGAACAAUUUCCUGGGUAUUUGACUAACUAAAUCUAUUAUGACAAGUUAAAAAUGCCAAAUGACUUGUAAUACCAUGGUUUUUUAAAUUGCAAGCCUAUAGAUGAUAGUUAACUCCAAACUAAAAUAUAUGUAGAUGGAUUAUAAAAAUUUAAUUCAGGACUUAUAAUAGUGGAUAAACUCUUGGUGGUUGGUUCAAAAUAUUUUAUUCAUAGUUGGGUAAAGUUGAAUCUUGAUUUGGUAACUAUUACAAAUCCACUUUCUUAAUUACUUAUGAGAAUGACGAUCAAUUCAUAUUACAAAGAUAUUACAUAUGAGGGAGACAGGGCAUUUUAUUAUAGAUAUAACAUUUAUCAAUAGGAAGUAUAAAGUUCAAACAUUUACAUCGAAACCUCACAUUAUAAAAUACCAUUUCAAUGUUAUAAAUCUAAUUCAAUAAAGGGGGAAGUUGAUAAUUUUGAGAAAUGGUUAUAUGAGGAUGAUUAGCUCUAUAAUUAGGUUCAAAAGUGGCAUUUUUUUAUUUUUGAGCAAGGAGGAGGAGAGAGCCUAGAAGAAAACUCUUGCUUUUAUUUAUAUUUAAAUUCUAGGACUGAACCCAUAAAACAAUGCUUUGGAAGUUAGAAUCAAAGGAACCAAUAUUCAAAUGGAUACUAUUUCAUAUAUAUCGGAUAAGACGAUUUUAUCAGUAAGAAAUUAGUUGGAUCAAUUUCAGACUUUACUAUUAAGUACAAUUAUAAUGAACUAUAAGAAACCAAGAUGAGUAUAAAUAUCAAUAAUUUUAGUUUGUCAUUUCUCAUGCUCAACCUGUGAUGGACCAACAGCAAAUGAUUGUCUAAGUUGUGACAGUGAAUAAAAUCGGAUCUUUGAUUCUAUUAAUAGAUCUUGUGUCUGUUUAAAACAUUAUUUGCAAGUUGAAAAGAAUAAAAAUUGUUAAUCAAUCAAGACCAUCUUCCCUUUUUCAGAAGAAAAUUAAAUAACUACAAUCAAUGAAGACUAUUGUGAUUUUGGGUAUUUUAAAAUCCCUAAAGAUGAUGGGUUUAUAUGUAAAAAAUGGUAAUUUAUUUAUAAUCUAUUUAGUCCAUUUGCAAUUGUUAAUCAUAUUUAUUGCUUAGAUUGUUAUGAAUAUCCAAAUGAAUGGUAUCUGAAUACUCUAUGCACUAUUGAUUUUCUGUAACAAGACAGAACUUAGGAUCAAGGCUACAUCUUGUAUGAAAGAAGUGAAAAAGAAUAUGAAGUCUUCCUACUUGAUAUUGAAGAUAAUCUGAAAUACUUCGAAUAGUAUAAGUAUAUUUGCAGUGAAUCUGAUAUUCGAUUAGGAUUUAGAAAUUGUGUUUAACUCAAAAUUCCUAAUUUGAAAUAAGAAACAUUUGUAGAGUGCACUUCGAAUUAUUAUUAUGAGAAUGGAGAUUGCAUUUAAUGCCAAAGUAAUUGUUUACAAUGUCAAUCUAAAAACUAAUGCGAUCUUUGCAUUUCAUAAUGGUAUAUCCAGAAAGAAGAAUGUUUUCAAUGUCCUAUAAAUUGCCUUUCAUGUUAAUACAAUGAAUAAUUGGAAGAUGUUCAAUGUCAGUCUUGCAGAUAGUACAAAUUUAUUUACUAUUAAGAAAAUUUGCAUUAAUCAGAGGAACUUGUUAACCAUGUGGAAACUAUUGUCUAACUUGUAUAGAAGAUUUUGACCCUGAGACACAAGAAUAUUUCAAUAGGUGUUUAUAAUGCAUAGACACUUCAAAAUAUUAUAUCUCAAUAACGGGAGGAUAUUGCUUAGAGAAUACAAUUUAAAAUUGCUUAUAUGCUUAUGAAUACUUAUAAAUAGAUGAUUUAAUGAUUAAUACUUUGGAUUAUAAAUUUUAAACUAAUUCCUAAAUUAAGCCUACAAUUAGUUGUGCUAGAUGCAAAGAUUAUUUUGGAGUUGAUGAAACCAAUUAAUGCUAAGAUAUAACCAAUUUUAAUUUUAAUGAUUGCUUAUUUUCAGCUCAUCUUGAUACAAUCUAAGGUUAGGUUUGUAUCAUUGGAUCAGAAAGUAAACAAUCAAACAAAUGUGCUUUAACCACUCUUUAUUGCUAAAUAUGUUUAUAUUUGAAAUCUGUUGAAAAGAACUUCUGUAUCGCUUGUUAAAAUGGGUAUUAUGCAGAUAGAUUAACUGGACUAUGUUUUUAAUGUCCAAAAUCCUUAUUCUGUAGUACAUGUUAUUAAUAAAUGAAAACCAAUCAGGAUUAUUGGUUAAUCAAUAUAAUGAAUUAUUAUGAGACCAUCAUCAAUAAGGAUGGAUUACAUACUUUUCGAAAGAAUGCUCAAAGUCAAUCUAAUUCUGACUAUGAAGUCAUUUGUUCUGCUUGUAUCGAUUCAUAUUAAAUGUAAAAUAACCUAUGCAUCAAAUAAUGUCCAGAGGAUUGUGCUUAAUGUAUCUUCUAAGAUAAUUAAUUUGUUUGUCUUAAAUGUAUUUAUGAAAGUUAAGGUCGCAUGCUAACUAUUUUUAAUAAUUAAUGCUUAAGAUGUCCCUAAAAUUGUAAAGUUUGCAGAAAUAGAUCUCAAGAUGAAAUUACUGCGCUUAAUCCAUUUUUUUAGGAUGAAAAGUACAUCAUGUAUACAAGGCAGUGUUUAAUACCUUUAAAUGACUAAGUAGUUUUUAAUAAGGAAUAUGGCAUUUUUCAGGAAUGUAAUCUUGAAGGCUUUUGUGAAAAUUAUAUGUAAUUUUUAAUUAAACUAUAUUGUGAUUAUGAAGAAUAUAAGAAUGCUGAGUAGUUAAAUCAAGAUUAUUUAUAAUUUUAGCAAGGGAAUAUGUAUUUAAAUGAUUUACUUAAAAAUAAUUUUUCUAUCUUUUCCAAUGAUUUGCUAUUUUAAUAUGGAAACCAAGCUUAAAUUUCUUCUAUAAAUUUUUAAAUAAUAAGCAAACAAAGCCAAAAUUGUAUUUUAGAUGAAGAUUUCACAAUAUCCUCCAACCUUAAAGAGCAUAUCUUUACCUUAAAGUAUUAAAUUAUAUUAUUUUAGAACUGUAAAUAUUUAGAUAAUUGGUGAAACUCUAUUAACAUUUAAAUUAUCUGGCAAUUUGUAAUUUGUUAACUUUGAAAAUAUUUUAUUAUAAAAUAUUAAGUUUGAGGUUGCUCCUUUUCUCAAUUAACAACUGUAAAUUCAAGCCUAAUCAUUAACUUAUCAAAACAUCAACUUUAUAGAUUUGACUUUUACAUCAUCCAUUGAUACUCUUGGAUGUUCAAUUUAAAUUAAAGAUGCAUAAUAAUUACUAAUACAAAACGUUAUAUUGUAAGAUUAUAGAUAAGAUGGACCAAAUGCUUUUUUAGACAUUUAUUCUUCAGAUUAAAAGGGCUCCACAUCAAUUUUGGAUUUUCAAUUAAUUAAUACAGAUAUUCGAAAUUCUGUUUUAUUUUAAUUUUAAACUUAAAAAGAUCACAUAAUAGAAUUGUAGAAUCUCUUUAUUAAUCUUAAUUUAUUAGAAUCUUAAUUUAUUUUCUGUGCUUUGACUUCUGGAUGCGGAGAAAUAAAGAUUUCAAAUUUCGAAUUUAUUUAAUCAGUAAGUAUUAACUCUCACAUAUUCUCACUAUAAAAAUUUAGUGAUGCUAAAUUCAGCAAUCUGUUAAUCAGGAAUAUAGAAUUAGCGGAGUCCAUCUUUAUUUAAUUUAUAUAAAAGCUUACAAUCACAAAUUUUAUUUUUAGGGAUUCAAGAAUACUAAACGCUCUAUUAUUCAAAAAUGAUUUACAAGCAGAUCUCUAAAAAUCUAUUGCCAUAUUUUCAAAUAUUUAACUAAUAUCAAAUUCAUACAAUAAGAAAUCAAAAUUUAUUACUAUAUAUCGAUAUGCUGCCCAAGAAUCAUCACUAUUAGUUUAAGGAGCCAGUUUCCUUGAAAAUUAUUUAAUAGAUGUGAUAAUGAUGGAAAAUUUAAAAUAAAUCGAUUAAUCUCUAAUCAUUUUGUAAAGUGAUUAAAUUAUGCUUAAUGAUGUAACCAUCCAUCAAGGUAAUGGUUUACCUUUAAUAUCUUUGAUUAAUUCAUAAAUUAUUGAAAUUAAUAAUCUAUAUAUCAAAACCAGUGAUAAUGUAAAAGAUUAAAUUCAAAAAUAGGAAUUAAGUAUAUCAUAAUUAGGAUUGAUUAUAUAGUUUUUUGCAACUCAAUAAUUAUAAAUUAAUAAUAUGAUUGUUGAAUCAGUAUUAUUAAGUAACUAUCCUGUAAUAAGUUAUGAAUCAAUUACAACUUCUAUAUCUGAAUAGAAUGAACUUUUUGUAAUUAACAAUUCCUCUUUUUUAUUAAAUAUUUUAGUUUUUGAUUCAACAAGAAAUAGUGUUAGUCUAUUAGAGCUAAUUUCUGAGUAAUAUAUUGUUGUGAGAUUUGACAAUGUUAAUUUUAAGAACAAUAUAUUAUAUCAUAAAAAUCAAGGUUAAAAGCAGAAUUCUGCCACCCUGCUUUACUUGGGUUGUUAAACCUGUACAUAUCACUUUAAUUCUAACUAAUUUAUAUCCAAUAUUGUAUUAAACGCAAGUGUUAGUAUAAUCUAUGCUUACUCAAAAGAAGUAAUUAUAAUUGGCUCUCAAUUUUCAAAAAAUGGUGUUUAUAACACAGAAAUCAAAAACUAAUUGAAAGUUCUUUCUGUAGAUGUAAACAAUAAAAUGAUCAAUUAAAGGAGUGCGAAUGGAAUAUUUUAUUGCUCUUUUCUUAGAAUUUAUGAUACAUUAUUUGAAUUUUCAAAUGCUAUCCUGGCUAGCGGAUUUUACUUUUUAUCAUCAUCUUAUGGAUACCUAGAUGUUAAAAGGACAAUUUUUUAACAUAAUUACAAUUUCAUCUCUAGUGAUAAUUCAUAAGGAGGAUCAAUAUACAUAGGAGGCAAUAGCAAUUAGUAUUUAAUUAAUCUUGAAAAUAAUAUAUUUAAAAAUAUCUCAUCAAUAUGUGGUGGAGUCUUGUAAAUUUAAAAUAAUCUAGGUAAAUCGAUGAUAUCCAUUAAAUAUACAACAAUUGAAGAUGUUAAUUCAUUAUACGGUACAGUUGUCUAUGCGGUUUUUUCUUAGUAAAUUCAAAACCCAGGAAUAAUAUCUAUUUCUGAUCUCAUUAUUAAUAAUAGUUUUUCUAGCUAUGCUAAAUUUUAAGCGAAUGUAUUAGAAUAACUGCCAAAUUCAGAAAUUGAGAAUCUUUCCUAAAAUAGGUCUAUGUUUUAUUCUGAAUAUGGAAAACUCUCUAUCAACAAUAUGCAUAUAUUGCAAUCUCAUUAAGAAAUAAUUAUCUUGGAUUAUUUUAUAAAAGGACUAGUUCUUUAAAAUGUUAAUAUUAAAAAUACAAAUUAUUCUUAAAAUGGAUUAAUUUUUAUUUAUCCUAAUUUACGUAAAUAUAUGUAUAUAUAUAUAGUUUAGAAAGCUGAAAUUUCAAUAAAGGAAUUUUCAGUCUCUGGAUCAUUCAUAUCUGAUUUAAAUAUUUAUUCUGAUGAUUUAAUUUUUGGUUUGAUCAAUAUAUAAAACCUUAAUGAGUAACAUUAUAUAAUUAUAGAUGAUAUUUAACUCUAAAAAAUCAACUGUAGUGUUUGUUAAUAUGGAUUAAUAAAUAUUUAUGGUACCAUUACAUAGGCAAACUAAAUAAUGAUGAGGAGAAUAAAUUUAUAAAACAAUACAUGUGGUUUGAGGGGAUGCAUCAACAUAUGGACAGACGAGAAGACUUUAGAUGAUACAUCUAACAAUAGGUUACUUUAAUAAAAAAAUUUGAAAUUAAAUUUUCCUUACUCAAUCUUAAUUGAGAACUAUCUUUGUAUUGGAAAUAUAGCUAAUUCUGGAGUUUGUCUAAGGAAUAAAGACUAUUCAGUUUUGCUUGAGUCUUCUUAAUUUCUAAAUAACAAGGCAACUAAUAAAGGAGGAGCUAUAGUAUUUUAAGGGAGCAAAGCUAUUUUUAAGAUAUUGAAUAGCAUAGUAGCCAAUAAUGUUGCCGAAGUUGCUGGAGGAAUUUAUUAUUCUCAAUCAUUCUCACAAAAUUAUUCCUACCUUAAUUCUUAUAUUUUGAAUAAUAGUGCAACUUACUAUGGAGACGAUACUAUUGAAUUACCAAAUAAACUACUAAUAACUAUCAACAAUUAUUAAUAUUCAAACAAAUAAAUAUUCUUCGAAAAGUAAAUGGUAAUCGAUUAAGCAGUGAUUGCAAACUAACAACAAAAUAAUUACUCUAUUAUUUAAUUACCAAGUGCACAGCUUAUAUAUUUAUAUUAAAGGUUUGACUGGCAGAAUAAUAAUUAUAUAAUGAUGAAUUAUACUUUAAGAUUAAUUCCAUAUGAUUAAAGGAAUAAUAGAAUAAAAAAUUUAACAUAUAGUAAAUGUACUAUUAAAGGAAGAUUAUAUGAUUUUAUGAAAAUAGAAGAAAGUGAAUAAAAGAGUUUUAGUAAUAAUUUUACAAAUUUAAAUGAAGUAGUGUAUGAUAAUUCAUUGGAAGAGUAUAAUUUUGAUCAUUUAAUUAUAUAUUUUGAUCCUGAUUUACCUGAAAAUAUAGUAUUAUAAUUUGAAUUUAAAUGUGAUUCAAUUAGAAUACCAAUUAUAAAUGAAGAUUCAUAAUUGGAUACAAUAAUGUAAUAAUCGGAAGAAUAUUAUUUAAGAUUGAAUAUUAAAACAUUACCUUGUUAAAUAGGAGAAUUAAAAAGUGAUGAAGAUUUCUCUUGUCAUCCUUGUGAUUAUACUUAAGAUUAUUAUUCAGUUAAUCUAAAUUCAAAUAAAUGUAAAAUUAGAGAUAAUAUAUAAAUGAUAGAAGUAAAGUCAGCGUAAAUUAAAUUAAGACCUGUAAAUUAUUUAAAUUUUAUUAUUUUUUAGAAUUUCUGGAGACCUUAUUUUUAUGCAGAUCUAGUUGAAAAUUGUUAUAAUUUUGAAUUUAAUUGUUUAGGAGGAUGGGAUUAUGGAGAUUAUUCAUGUUCUUUAGGUCAUAUUGGAGCAUUAUGUGAAUAAUGUGAUAUUUAUAAUACAAGAGGAGAUGGAUCAUAUUCAAUUAGUUAAAAAUAUAAAUGUGGCUCUUGUGAUAAUACUGAUUCAAAUACUUUAAUCAUUAUAGCCAUUUCAUUAUGGUACUUAUUAAACGUUAUAAUAGGACUCUUAUUUCUAUUUCGAUUUCUGUUAAAAGCACAGUAGAAAUUAUUAAAUAAUUAGCCAAAGCAUCCAAAUUAAAGUAGAUUGGUAUUAUGAUAAUAGUCACAAAAAACAAUGCUGUUAAUUUCAUUAAGAUUCUUACCAAUUAUCUUUAAAUUAUUGCAUCUAUUAGUACUUUUUAAUUGGAAUUGCCUUAAAAUAUGGAAUAUGCUAUGAAUUCUUUAGGAAAUCCAGUAGAAACAAUGGCAUAUUCUUUGGAUUGUUUUUUAAAAGAUAUGUUCGAAAGUAUUUCAAUUCAUUAUUCAAGAACAAUAUGGUAAUUAAUUAUGCCAAUUGUUUAUAUUCUAUUAUUUUUAUAAUUUUAUGGAGUAGGAGUAAUUCUUAAAUAUUUUGAUUUUAAUUGUUGUGUUAUUUCAACAUCAUUAAUAUAUAUGUUCAUAUAUUUCUAACCUAAUAUUAUUGCUGGAUAAAUUGGAUUGUUAUCUUAUAGAACAAUCUCAGGAUAUAAAUGGNUUUGACUGGCAGAAUAAUAAUUAUAUAAUGAUGAAUUAUACUUUAAGAUUAAUUCCAUAUGAUUAAAGGAAUAAUAGAAUAAAAAAUUUAACAUAUAGUAAAUGUACUAUUAAAGGAAGAUUAUAUGAUUUUAUGAAAAUAGAAGAAAGUGAAUAAAAGAGUUUUAGUAAUAAUUUUACAAAUUUAAAUGAAGUAGUGUAUGAUAAUUCAUUGGAAGAGUAUAAUUUUGAUCAUUUAAUUAUAUAUUUUGAUCCUGAUUUACCUGAAAAUAUAGUAUUAUAAUUUGAAUUUAAAUGUGAUUCAAUUAGAAUACCAAUUAUAAAUGAAGAUUCAUAAUUGGAUACAAUAAUGUAAUAAUCGGAAGAAUAUUAUUUAAGAUUGAAUAUUAAAACAUUACCUUGUUAAAUAGGAGAAUUAAAAAGUGAUGAAGAUUUCUCUUGUCAUCCUUGUGAUUAUACUUAAGAUUAUUAUUCAGUUAAUCUAAAUUCAAAUAAAUGUAAAAUUAGAGAUAAUAUAUAAAUGAUAGAAGUAAAGUCAGCGUAAAUUAAAUUAAGACCUGUAAAUUAUUUAAAUUUUAUUAUUUUUUAGAAUUUCUGGAGACCUUAUUUUUAUGCAGAUCUAGUUGAAAAUUGUUAUAAUUUUGAAUUUAAUUGUUUAGGAGGAUGGGAUUAUGGAGAUUAUUCAUGUUCUUUAGGUCAUAUUGGAGCAUUAUGUGAAUAAUGUGAUAUUUAUAAUACAAGAGGAGAUGGAUCAUAUUCAAUUAGUUAAAAAUAUAAAUGUGGCUCUUGUGAUAAUACUGAUUCAAAUACUUUAAUCAUUAUAGCCAUUUCAUUAUGGUACUUAUUAAACGUUAUAAUAGGACUCUUAUUUCUAUUUCGAUUUCUGUUAAAAGCACAGUAGAAAUUAUUAAAUAAUUAGCCAAAGCAUCCAAAUUAAAGUAGAUUGGUAUUAUGAUAAUAGUCACAAAAAACAAUGCUGUUAAUUUCAUUAAGAUUCUUACCAAUUAUCUUUAAAUUAUUGCAUCUAUUAGUACUUUUUAAUUGGAAUUGCCUUAAAAUAUGGAAUAUGCUAUGAAUUCUUUAGGAAAUCCAGUAGAAACAAUGGCAUAUUCUUUGGAUUGUUUUUUAAAAGAUAUGUUCGAAAGUAUUUCAAUUCAUUAUUCAAGAACAAUAUGGUAAUUAAUUAUGCCAAUUGUUUAUAUUCUAUUAUUUUUAUAAUUUUAUGGAGUAGGAGUAAUUCUUAAAUAUUUUGAUUUUAAUUGUUGUGUUAUUUCAACAUCAUUAAUAUAUAUGUUCAUAUAUUUCUAACCUAAUAUUAUUGCUGGAUAAAUUGGAUUGUUAUCUUAUAGAACAAUCUCAGGAUAUAAAUGGAUAUUAGGUAAUGUUGCUAAUAGAUAUGAUACAAAUGAUCAUUACAAAUGGUUACUAUCAUUCAGUUUUCCAGUUUUAUUUACUUUUGGUGUUUUAUUACCUGGAUUACUAUUUAAUAGACUUUAUAAAAUCAGAAAUACUUUAUAACAUAUGAAAAACAGAUUGAUUUGGGGUUAUUUGUAUAAUGAAUAUAAAGAAAUUGCAUAUUAUUGGGAAAUCAUUAAGAUAAUUUAGAAAGAAUUAAUUAUAAUUGUACUUACUUUUUAUCAAGAUUAAAUUAUAGUUAAAGCAGUUUUAGCUUAUGGGAUUAUCUUUAUAUACAAUUACUUAACUUUAUAAAUAUUUCCAUAUUAAUCUAUGUAACUUAACAUUUUAGAUCAUUAAUCAACUAGAGUUUGUGGUUUUUCUAUAGUUUUGGCAAUAGGAAUUUAUGGAUCUUUAUAAAGUGCCAUAAUCGAGGUUUAAAUUCCAUUUUAUAUUAUUAUGGCAAUCAUCAAUUUUCUAUUUUUGGCUAAGUUAAUCUUAUAAAUAAUCAAGGCUUAUUUUUAAUAAUUUGAACUUAUAAUUGAUAUAAUUAGAGAUUUCAUUAGAACUAAAAUCCCAUCACUAUAAUAAUAUCCUGUCUUUUAAAAAUUAUUAAAAAAUUAACAAUAAACUCGAUUAAGAGCUUAAAAGAAUUUUAGAAAAAUCAAAGCCUCUGUUAUAUUAUUGUCAAGAUAAAUUCUUUAAAAUAAAAAAGUCAACAAUACUUAAGAAAGAAAAGGAACUUUCGUUUUUGAAACUAAGUUAACACUUAAUUAAUUAGAAACAUAGCAAAAUCAGUAACGUUCAUCAUUAGUAGAAGAUAACAAAAAAAUUUAAUUAAUAGGGUUAAAUGUUAAUUGA